Molecule: messenger RNA, 1214 nt
Organism: Somion occarium
Lineage: Eukaryota; Fungi; Basidiomycota; Agaricomycetes; Polyporales; Cerrenaceae
Source: the annotation of a GenBank genome assembly
GAGGGACGGCCGACUUCCUACCCGGUCACUCACCGGAUAACAUGGUUCCUGGGACCAUCAUACCAUAAACCUGCUAGUACUUGAGCCCCCUCUCUGCAUCAGAGAAUGAGUAAUUGAACUUAGCGUCCCAUCACCGUCGGACAGAGCGAUAGAACGUUGUGACUUGGACGUAAACCAUCAUGUCUUAUCCCCUGCGUUUCCCUACAGAGAAGCCUCUCGUCACUCUCACCCAUCGUACGUUACCCUUAGGCAAACAGCGUGGAUUCAAUCUUGAUAUUCACACAUGUCUAGCUACUGCGUCCAUCUGGAUAAUUGAAUUGCACAAUGGUCCUGACAGCAGGUUGUCUACUGCACUGAUCAACGAUGGUCUGCAGCCUGCACUGGAUGCAGUCGAGCGUGACUGGCGCAAUGGAUGGCGCGCAGCCCGAGCGGCGAAGAACAAGACCGGUGGUAAGGGUGCCCUAAUAAUUGUCGGGAAUAGAGGACAGGACAAGUUCUUCAGCAAUGGACUUGACUUUGAUAGCCUUUCGAAGGACCCUCAUUAUUCACUCAACUUCUUCCCUCACGUAUAUAAUCCUCUAAUGCGCCGGUUGAUUACAUUCCCAAUUCCUACUAUUGCUGCUAUUAAUGGCCACUGCUUUGCUGGGGCUAUGAUGCUGUCACUUUGCUGUGACUAUCGUGUUAUUACAGACGGUGGCAAGCGUAAUGUUUGGAUGUGUAUGAAUGAGAUACACCUUGGUGCCGGAUUUCCGCAGUCGUUCACCAGUCUGAUCCGUGCAAAGAUCCCCGAUGCUCGUACACACCGCAAGGUGAUCCUCGAGGGGCAUCGCUUCUCACCUUCAGAGGCCCUCGAAGCGGGACUUGUAGACCACACAGUGAAUGGUGACACAGAAGCGGUCAUUGCGAAAGCUCAGCAAGUCGCCGAUACUGUCAGUUCGCUGUGUAUCCCUGGAUCGUGGGGUAUCUCCAAACGUGAAUUAUAUCGCGAUGUUAUCGAAGCUUCCACCAAGGAUACGGUGAUCGCUAAUGUACCUGCUGACGACGCUGUUGCAAAGGCAAAGUUGUGAAUACCUUCGUCUAGGAAUACAUCAGUUUCCCAGAUUCUUCCUGUUUCGGGUUUCCGGCUGUCACAGUUCAGCCCUAUCCAAGGUCAAAAUUAUUUGCUGGAAUAUUUGCUUCCUUCCUUGGUUACCCACGUGGGGGUUGCUAUACCA